This is a messenger RNA of Mycena indigotica, 792 nucleotides long. RefSeq lists its product as uncharacterized. Gene Ontology annotation, biological process: deoxyribonucleotide catabolic process; carbohydrate catabolic process. Bases 10 to 792 code for a protein of 260 amino acids. NCBI's taxonomy places the organism in Eukaryota, Fungi, Basidiomycota, Agaricomycetes, Agaricales, Mycenaceae. The transcript is spliced from 4 exons. The record is from RefSeq and is a predicted model, not a curated record. Gene Ontology annotation, molecular function: deoxyribose-phosphate aldolase activity. Gene Ontology annotation, cellular component: cytoplasm.
UCAACCUUGAUGACAACGACCAACGAUUGGACUGUCCGCGUCCAAGCAAAGAUCGCGCAGGUGCUGGCAGAGGAAGACUUCAUCGUCCCCGAAACCCAAUUCUCCUCUAUAACAGAGCCAAAUGCGACAUUUGCCCUUGCGAUAGAUCACACGCUCCUCAAGCCAGACGCAACUCAAGAACAAAUCGCCUCGCUAUGCGACCAGGCCAUCAUGAACAAGUUCAAGUCGUGUUGCGUGAACGGAGCGAAUGUUUCUCAAGUUGCUGAACGACUGCAAGGGAGUGGAGUCCUGACUUGUGCUGUGAUUGGAUUCCCGCUAGGCGCAGGGACAUCAGCGUCUAAAGCAUUUGAGGCUGCCGACGCAGUCAAAUGUGGGGCCCAGGAAAUCGACAUGGUCAUCAACAUCGGAGCCUUGAAAGCCGGCCAAUACGAGUCGGUGUUCAACGAUAUAUUCGCCGUCGUGGUUUCUGCCAACGUGCCAGUGAAGGUCAUCAUCGAAACGGUAUUCUUGACCGACCAGGAGAAGGUCGCAGCAUGCUUCAUUGCUGCUGAGGCUGGUGCUGCAUUCGUCAAAACGUGCACAGGUUUCUCUGGCGGAGGAGCGUCGAAGGAAGACGUCCUUCUCAUGCGUAAAUCUGUUGCGUACAAGGCCAAUGUCAAAGUUAAGGCUUCCGCUGGGAUCCGUAGUUUCGAUAAGUGUCUCGAAAUGUUUGCGGCUGGGGCGGAGCGCAUUGGAACCUCAUCUGGUGCUGCAAUCAUGCAAAGCGUAGAAGCAAGCUCCGCAACCUACUGA